Anolis carolinensis (green anole) is the source of this 2956-nucleotide messenger RNA. RefSeq names its product elastin microfibril interfacer 1 (gene emilin1). Gene Ontology annotation, molecular function: protein binding; extracellular matrix constituent conferring elasticity. NCBI's taxonomy places the organism in Eukaryota, Metazoa, Chordata, Lepidosauria, Squamata, Anolidae. The record is from RefSeq and is a predicted model, not a curated record.
GUCCCGGGACAGGGUCUGCUGCAAAGAGGCCUUCUUCUCGGGGAGAUGCAGGAAGGCCAGGCCGGAGGGCCAGGGGAAGAAGCCCAGCAAGGCCGGCUUGGCUUCGGAGUGCCGGCGCUGGGCCCAGUCCUGCCAGGCAGGAAGUCGGGGGAGAGCAGAGCACGGCCGAGCAGCAGUGGGAGUGAACCAGAGAAGUCCUUGCAAAGCUGUCAGAGGGUGAGCAGCACCAGCAAGAGCAGCACGGCGUGGAGCACACACUGACCGGCUCCUUGACCGACCGCUUGACCAUCCUCCAGCCACAUCAAGUGGGCACCAAAGUGGUCCUUUCCCCAAGAGGACCACCUUGAAGAAGCAACAGCAACACCAUUGUCCCUGGACUUGAGUCUUGGUCCCUGGAAGGGAGUCAGGCCAGGCCAUGCGCAGCUGACCGGUGCCGCAAGGAAGGCCACGAUGGCCGGCACGGCUCUGCCCGCCUGGCUCUGCCUCUGCUGUGGCCUCCUGGCUGUGGCCUCUCCGGCGCGAGCCAUGAACUACCCUCCGCGCUACAGCCUCUACGCGCCCUUCGCCCAGCACCAGGCCAAUGCCAACGCCGGCCAGGGUCACCACGGGGCACGAGUGGCCAGCCGGCACAGGAACUGGUGUGCCUACGUUGUGUCGCGAAGUGUGAGCUGCGUGGUGGAGGACGGCGUUGACACCUACGUGAAGCCGGACUACCAGCCGUGCGCCUGGGGGCAGCUGCAAUGCUCUCGGGUCCUGGCGUACCGGAGCUUCCUGCGCCCGCGCUACAAGGUGGCCUACAAGACGGUCUCGGACAUGGAGUGGCGCUGCUGCCCGGGGUAUUCAGGGGAUGACUGCGCGGAGGGUGGAGUGGCCCUCACCACCCCUCGGCCCCCAAGGCCCCCCAAUGGACGGCCCAACCUCUCCGGCUUCAGCAACACGCUCAGCGGCCUCGGGGGAGAAGGCUCCAGGGACUCGGAGAAGGUGCAGCAACUGGAGGACAAAGUCCAGCGCCUGACCAAGCAGCUGCAGGACCUCCAGUCCACCCUCCAGACCAACAACGCCAAGCUGACCGAGGACAUACGGAGGGCCGUGGAGGCCUCCCUGAACGGCAAGCAGCCGGCGGAUGCGGCCGCCCACCCGGAGAUGAAGGAGACCCUCAACGAGAUCCAGCGCCACCUCCAGCGCCUGGACAACCGCAUCUCCGACCAGGAGAACGGGGGAGGCAGCACCGGCUCCGACGUCCGGGGCGAAGUCCUGCGGGAAGUGGAGCGCCGGCUGCAGGGCUCGUGCGCCUCCUGCUUGGCCGGGGUGGAGGGUCUGCAGCGGCAGCAGGCGGAGGACCGCGAGCGCAUGCGGGCCCUGGAGAAGCUGGUCACCGCCGUGGACCAACGGAACCGCGAGGCCGUGGACGCCGUCCGGCAGCACCUGGGACACCUGGCCGGCCGGAUGCCCAAGGAGGACUGCUGCUCCCAGCUGGACGGCCGGGUGGGCGGCCUGGAGCACCGCUUGGACGCUCUCUCGGACUCUUUGGCCACACUGACCGGAGGGGCGGGGGGACACGGGCCGCAGCCCCCGCCCUGGACCCUGGACCGGCGCAUGUCCGAGAUCGAGGGGCGCGUCAACACCACCCGGCGAGGCCUGGAGGAGCACCUGGCUGACCUGCAGGUGAUGCUGACCGGUGCCGACGAGCGCCUGCGGAGGGCCGAGGGGCAGCUGGACGCCGUCUUCUCCCGCCUGAACGACUUCCAGACCCACGUCCACCGGGCCCUGGCCAACCUCUCCCGGGACGUGGGGUCCCUGAAGGACAGCACCAUCCAGCUGCAAGGGGCUCUGGAUCGGGUCCGCGGCAGUGUCCACGCUUGCACCCAGAUCUGCUCUGCGCCGGGCAGCCAGGACUCCCAGAUCAGCGACAUCCUGAGCGACUUGGAGCGCCGGGUGCUGGACAACGAGGGCCAGCUACGUCUCCUGGGAUCCAAUCUCCACCAGCUGGACGUCUCAGGAAAGCUCCGCCAGCUGCAUGGCCUGGUCGGGGCCAACAGUGAUGGCUUGAGCAAGCUGGCCGGCGAGGUGGGUGAGCUGGAGACCCGGCUGGUGGUCUCGGGGAGUGCCGGGCCGCCGGACCUGGCCCGCUAUGCCAACCACACCAACCGGCGGCUGGAGAGGCUGGAGCAGGAGGUGGAGGGCCUGGGGUCUUGUUCCGUCCUGCGCAGCGAGGUGGACCAGCUGCGUGUGCAAGUGGAGGCCUGCCAGGCGGCCUGCUACCCAAGCGGGAGGAGGUCGGACCCUCUGGCCGGCAGCGGAGGGGAGCAGCUGCCCACACCGCCGUCUCCACCCGAGGAGGCCUCUAAGCCCCUGGACGGCUUCAGUGUCAUCGGGGGCGUCUCGGGGGUCCACCUGCGGUCACUGCAAGGAGAGCUCUCGGAGGUGAUCCUGGGCUUCAGCGCCCUGAACGAGACCCUGGCCGGGCUGCAGGCCACGGUGGAGAAGCACCAGACGGACCUCCACGAGCUGGGCGGCACCAAGGACCGCAUCAUCGCCGAGAUCAACCGGGUGCAGCAGGAGGUGACCGAGCACGUGAGCGAGAGCGAGGAGCGCUUCCGGGGCCUGGGACACGAGGUCCAGCGCUUCGGGGUCACUCUGCGGACGGAGGCCUCGGACUGCCGGCGGUCUUCUGGGAGUCUGACGGAGCGGCUGGCCAAGCUGGAGGGCUCCUGCGAGAAGCUGGAGCAGGUCUCGGGGACCCUACGGAAGGUCAAGGAGGGGCUGGACAAGCACCUCACGGCCCUCUGGGGCUGCCUGCGUGACACCAACGGGACCCUGCGCCUCCACGAGGCCCUCCUGGACAAGAUCCACGGCAAUCAGCUGCCCACCGUCCACCGGCGUCUUAACAGCCUCAAUGGGUCUUUCCAGGCCCUGCAGGAGGAGCUCCGGAUCCUCUCCCUCCAGGACUUCACAG